Fukomys damarensis (Damara mole-rat) is the source of this 3240-nucleotide messenger RNA. RefSeq names its product APC down-regulated 1 (gene Apcdd1). Gene Ontology annotation, molecular function: Wnt-protein binding. Gene Ontology annotation, cellular component: plasma membrane. Gene Ontology annotation, biological process: negative regulation of Wnt signaling pathway. The transcript is spliced from 6 exons. Lineage: Eukaryota; Metazoa; Chordata; Mammalia; Rodentia; Bathyergidae. The coding region runs from base 1 to 1851 and encodes 616 amino acids. The record is from RefSeq and is a predicted model, not a curated record.
AUGGUACUGGGGGGGCUCUUCCCCUCCAGUGCCACCUACACCCAGGGCUCAGACCUGCAGAGCUGCUGGUGUCCACAGCCAGGGCAGCCCUGGGUGGCCGAGGCUGAGCAAGAUGAGAGCAAGGAGUUUCUGCACAGCAUUUCCUGCAGGCAGCUGGACCACAACUUCUCCGACAGGCUGGAGGGCAGGAGAGGCUCAGCCCUGGGGAGUGAGGCACCUCCCCGGACGCUCCUCAGGACCAGGCCGCAGUCUGUCCAGCCUGGUGUCCCGCAGUGCCAGGAGGGAGCCUGGAACCAGAGCCCACAUCCAGGAGGGCUGGGCCUGCUGUGGGUACUGGGCUGCGUCCCUAGCUGCAGAUCUCCGCCUGCAGGGCUGGGAGAGGGUUCCGCCCUCCUGCACCCGGACAGCAGGUCCCACCCUCGGCCGCUGGAGAAGAGUGCCUGGCGGGCCUUCAGGGAGUCGCAGUGCCACCACAUGCUCAAGCAUCUCCACAAUGGUGCGCGGAUCACCGUGCAGAUGCCGCCGGCCAUCGAGGGCCACUGGGUGUCCACGGGCUGUGAGGUGCGGUCCGGGCCCGAGUUCAUCACGAGGUCCUACCGGUUCUACCCCAACAACACCUUCAAGGCCUACCAGUUCUACUACGGCAGCAACCGCUGCACCGACCCCACCUACACGCUCAUCGUCCGGGGCAAGAUCCGCCUGCGCCAGGCCUCCUGGAUCAUCCGCGGGGGCACCGAGGCCGACUACCAGCUGCACGGUGUUCAGGUCAUUUGUCACACCGACAGGGUGGCCGAGCGGCUCAGCCGGCUGGUGAACCGCACGUGCCCUGGCUUCGUGGCCAGGGGCCCCUGGGUGCAGGACGCGGCCUACGACCUGUGGCGGGCUGAGGGUGGCUGCGAGUGCACCCAGGCCCUGCGCUUCGCCAUGCACGAGCUGCAGCUGCUCCGUGUGGAGAAGCACUACCUGCACCGCCUGGACCACCUCGUGGAGGAGCUGUUCCUGGGCGACAUCCACACAGAUGUCAGCCAGAGGAGGUUCUACCGGCCGUCCAGCUACCAGCCGCCGCUGCAGAGCGCCCAGAACCACGACCACACCUGCAUCGCUUGUCGCAUCAUCCACCGCUCGGACGAGCACCACCCCCCGCUGCUGCCCCCAAAGGCAGACCUGACCGUGGGCCUGCACGGCGAGUGGGUGAGCCAGCGCUGCGAGGUGCGCCCCGAAGUCCUCUUCCUCACGCGCCACUUCAUCUUCCACGACAAUAACAACACCUGGGAGGGCCACUACUACCACUACUCGGACCCUGUGUGCAAGCACCCCACCUUCAUCAUCUAUGCCCGGGGCCGCUACAGCCGUGGGGUGCUGUCCUCCAGGGUCGUGGGCGGCACAGAGUUCGUGUUCAAAGUGAAUCACAUGAAGGUGACCCCCAUGGACACGGCCACAGCCUCUCUGCUCAACGUCUUCAAUGGUAACGAGUGUGGGGCCGAGGGCUCCUGGCAGGUGGGCGUGCAGCAGGACGUCACACACACCAACGGCUGCAUGGCACUGGGCAUCAAGCUGCCCCACACAGAGUAUGAGAUCUUCAAGAUGGAGCAGGACGCCCGGGGGCGCUACCUGCUCUUCAAUGGCCAGCGGCCCAGCGAUGGGUCCAGCCCGGACCGGCCAGAGAAGAGGGCCACGUCCUACCAGAUGCCGCUCGUCCAGUGCGCCUCCUCCUCUCCCAGAGCCGAGGACCUCUCUGCGGAUGGUGGGGGCGAACAGCACAGCCAGGCACCAGGAAGCAGAGCGCAGCCCGUGCUGCUGGCCGCCCUCGCCAGUCUCCUGACUCUGCCGUACUGGGGAGGGCCCAGCUAGUUCUUAGGAAGUUCUAUUUUUCUGAACCAAGAUUCCUACCAUGUACAGAUUUUCUUUAUGGAAAGAAGAGACACUGAUUCUUUGAUGCACUUGAAUGCCUGAGAGCUGUCAGUCCUUUUCCCCUCCCUCCCUUCCCGCCCUGAGUCAUGAGCAGCCCCGUUUGAAGUUUCUGCUUUGAACUCUGUCCAGCCCGAUCUCUGGCCCCAGUGAGUUCGCAGCAGUAAUUGCACUUUAAGUCCUCAGAGUUUCGGCUGGUGCGUCUGGUGGAGGCCUUGGGGUGAGCCCUGGGUCCUCUUAAUGAUUAGAUUUCUGAGAGUUGAGCUUAGAAGAGCCUGUGCAAAGCUCGACCUUUCCUGCUUUCUGACUGUAGCUGCCUCCGUGCUCCUUGGGGUCUUAGUCUCCAGGGGUCACAGCCUGGAACCUGGUGCACAGUUGGUUUGGGGCUGCCGUCAAGGUGCCUGCACUGCUAAAGUGGUGAUGUGGGUGUAGACAUGUACAUAGGAGGGGUGCAGGGUGCAUCCGGGGCCUCUUCAGAGAAACGGGAGAGAAUCACAACUUUCAGGAGUGUUGUGUGGAAAAGUUUCUGUAAUUAAAGUUCCAAAGUAAUUUAAACUAUUUUUACAUCACUGGUUUGCAGUGUUGAGAUGAGGUGUUUGCUAUUUGUUGGUUUGAGUGAGGAUGGGAUGCAAGCAGGCAGCUUCAUGUACCCUCUGGGGGACCAGGUGAGUGGGGAAAUAGCAAAAGCGUCCAGUGGCUGGGUGGGGAGCGGCAGCCACGUUCAGGAGGCCCCACUCAUGGCAGGGUCUCCUCUGUGGGGCCCGUCAGGCUCCCUCCGACUGUCAGGGUGGGGGCAGAGCGACCCCAGCUCCCGCCCUGAGGUGUGGUAAGGUUUCAUUAAGUCUUCACACCUGGGUGUGCAGCUUGAAUCAGUUUCCUUCCUGCCUUCAACCUGGCCGUGUCCUGACCUUGAGCCUCAGGGCCACUGUUCGGUGCUGCCAUUGCUGGUAGAGACCAGGAGGGGGAAGCGGGGGUGGCCAAGAGCCUGUCGCCAGAGUAGAUGUGGGCCGGGCAGAGCCAUGGGCCGGGCUCUGAUAUAACUGUGGCGCUGAGAAUGAAGUGCUUCUGUUCAGGGUCUGUUCUGCCUCAGUGUGCAUACCUGAGGCGUCUAUACCAAAUGAGAUGCUAACUUAAUUUCUGCCAGGUUUAAUAAACAGAGGUCAAAAAUAAUUUCAAAAACUACAUUUUAUAUGUGAAUCUAUUUAAUACUGAUACUUGCUUUAAGGGAAGUAAUAAAAUCACAUGAAAAACUGAAUUCAUUGUGAAAGAAUUCCUCAGUGAUUCAUCCUAAGAGUAAUAGAUUUGUAAAGCUUACUGACACCCACCUAGACU